AGACACAUGAGAUGUGCAAAGGAGUUGCAUGGCAGAUAAUUGAAUGUUCAAUUCCUACAAAAUCAAAUCAUCUAAGAUAUUGAUUAAAGAAAAUCAAGACAGUCGACAGAUUCCGUUUUCUCGGGUGGUGAAGGAAAAUCAAAACCUGCGUGAGGGUAAGAAGAGUUUGCUAUGAAAAUCUUGGUCGUUAGCCAGAGAGUUCAAUUACCGAUGGGAGUGCGACAUCGGGAAAGAUCCAGACGAAAUGGGUUGGCGACGCGUGUCUGAUCCUCCAUCUGAAUCGCCAUUGUCGCGGAGUUCAUGUGGAUGGAAGAGAUAAAUGGAGCAAGUAUCUCCACAAAGAAUAAAAAAUCAAAGAUUGGAACAGGUAUUGGUGGUGAAGCUGGCACAGGCACAAAAUCAAGAGAUAACUCCAUUGCUAAGAGUGUACCUUUUCAAUUGGGAUCAAAAUGUGAAGCUAAGUUCAAAUCUUGCAAAAAACCAGAGUCCUUUCCUCCUAUUUCUCCCUUCUUCUCACCUCCGUUACUUUUCCCCGUUCCGCUGAAAUUUAUUUGGAUUAACAAAACGAAUGAGGAGGAUGUGGAAGGAGGCGAUGGACCUGAGCUAAAUGCGGAUGGAAGUCGCAAAGGGUUCAAUUCCUCAACUGUGAAAAAUCCCCAAGAAAUCGACAAAUCCGAUGCAGAGGAAGAGGAAGAGGAAGAAAACGAUGGGAAAUAUGGCCUUCUUAGUGCUGAAGAUUCACUGAAGGAGGUCGCUGAGAAAAAUCCGAUAAAAUUAAAUGCAACCUAUGACAACUCGGGGGCCCAAGGCAAUCAAGGCAAAUGUAUCUCACCAAACGAUGGAAACGAGCCAGAAAACCCUGAUGAUUCCGAUCGAGCAGGUCAUGCCAAUUGGGUUGGCAGGAUAAUAGAGUUUGGGUCUUAUUGGAAAGAAGAGAAGAAAUGUGAUCAAAAUUCUUCUUCAAAUGGAGCCUCCAGCUCAAAGACAGAACCCUGCCUGCCCCAACAGGGUGAUUCCUCCUCCGAAAUGAGUGGAAGCAACAGUGACUCCAAUCAUCCUGACCACGGUUCCAAAUGUCAGGAUGAUUUUUUGUGUUAUCUGAGGAAACAAGAAUCUAUCAAUGAAGUCACUUAUGACAGGGAUUCCUUCUCUAGGUUACUGCAUCCAGUAUCUUUGCCAGAGAUGAAGGUUUACGCCCAGAUGGCAUUUCUCUGUGACCAGGCAUAUUCAAUUCCUCAGAUUAAGCCAGCAAAACUCUGGAAGCUCUAUCGACUCCGUUAUGUUACUUCAUCCUUGGACAAGACAACUGAAACAAUUGCUAAUGUUGUGAGCUCGAGGUCAACUGCAAAUGCUGAAUUGCAAUCUUCAAUCCCUUCGGAGACUGAAGGAGAGAGCAAUUCUAGGAGUAGGGGCAAAGGUGGAAAUAACUCUAGGCUAUCUUUGAGCCCUAGUGUGGCUUAUGAAAUGGCUGCAUCUGCAGCUUCUUACAUACAUUCACAAACAAAAUACAUCCUACCCUUUAAAUCCGAGAGAAGAAAUCCAGCAGAAAAUGAUGAAAAUUUGAAUACUGGGACAAAACAGGAUGCAAUAGCAGACACAGAUAAUAAUCAGAAGGAUAACGAAACUGAGAAGGAUGCAGAAGAUGCUUCGGUGGAACAAAGAGCACCUAAUAUAAAUAACACUCAACAGAGAUAUAUAGCCUCACAACAAGCUGAGCCUAGCAAGCUCUCUGGCAUACCCAAGUCAGAGAUGGCUGCAAUUGUAGCUACCUCGUCAGUCACUGCUCUAGUAGCUGCUGAAGACGAAGCGAAACAAGCAGCUGCAAGAGAUUUGCAGUCAUCACAUUCUCCUCCUCUUUGUGAGUGGUUUAUAUGUGAUGAUGACAGCAGCUAUACCCGUUACUUCGUUAUUAAGGGAUCUGAUUCAUUCGCCUCAUGGCAAGCAAACUUGUUCUUUGAACCCAUGCAAUUUGAGGGCUUUGAAGUGCUUAUACACAGAGGAAUUUAUGAGGCUGCCAAGGGAAUGUAUGAACAACUCUUGCCUGAGAUUCUCUCUCAUUUGAGAAGACAUGGGGAGAAAGCACAAUUUCAAUUCACAGGUCAUUCAUUAGGAGGAAGUCUUUCGUUGCUUCUAAAUUUGAUGUUGCUCAUAAAGGGGGUGGUCUUGAUAACAUCACUUCUACCAGUUAUAACAUUUGGUUCACCUUGUGUUAUGUGUGGAGGAAACUACCUGCUCCAGAAAUUAGGUUUGCCCAACCACCAUGUACAGGCUGUUAUGAUGCACAGAGAUAUUGUGCCCCGUUCCUUUGCAUGUAAUUAUCCAAAUCAUGUUGCUGAAGUUUUGAAGAGGUUAAAUUUUAGUUUCCAAGAUCACCCUUGUCUUAAUUUCCAGAAUUUUUUGUAUGGGUCCACGGGUCAGCUGUUGAUCUUGCAGCCAGAUGAGAAAAUUUCUCCUCCUCAUCCAUUACUAGCUUCUGGCUGUGGUUUUUACAGACUCCAUCACGUGAAGCAGGAUGGUAAUGAACAUGAGAAUGAGCUUUCAGGCACACUUCAAGCUGAAGCUGCUCAAAGUGCCUUUUUGAACACUCCACACCCACUUGAAAUUCUUAGUGAUAGGUCUGCUUAUGGUUCUGAGGGAUCCAUAGCUAGAGAUCACAAUUCAAUUAAUUAUUUUAAAGUAAUCAACUACAUUCUUCGGCAACAGAUAAAGCAUCUAAGAAAGUUGCGAAGGGAGCAAAGGAGGCAGGUAUGGUCGUCUUUGGUCACUGCAGAUUCUCCCAAGUCUUCACAGAAGCCCUUCAAAGUAGCUAAGGAGAAUAAAAUGUCCGAAGAUUUAACAGGUACCUGCAAAUAACGUGUGUCAAGUUUCUGCAGUCUCAUGGUAAAUGCUCUUUGAUGUAGUUCGAUGGAACCUGGAUAUGAUUCAAUUCAAAUGUUUUAAAUUUUUGCAUGGUUUAUCUGUAUUACCUUAAGAAUUUCAAUAAUUUAAACCAUUAAGUUGCUUAUG
This is a messenger RNA of Cryptomeria japonica (Japanese cedar), 3006 nucleotides long. RefSeq names its product phospholipase A1 PLIP2, chloroplastic. Lineage: Eukaryota; Viridiplantae; Streptophyta; Pinopsida; Cupressales; Cupressaceae. Gene Ontology annotation, molecular function: glycerophospholipid phospholipase A1 activity. The transcript has 6 exons. The record is from RefSeq and is a predicted model, not a curated record. Gene Ontology annotation, biological process: lipid metabolic process. Bases 301 to 2853 code for a protein of 850 amino acids.